This is a messenger RNA of Fusarium subglutinans, 1437 nucleotides long. Its product is annotated as high affinity methionine permease. Gene Ontology annotation, molecular function: L-amino acid transmembrane transporter activity. Bases 1 to 1437 code for a protein of 478 amino acids. Lineage: Eukaryota; Fungi; Ascomycota; Sordariomycetes; Hypocreales; Nectriaceae. The transcript is spliced from 3 exons. The record is from RefSeq and is a predicted model, not a curated record. Gene Ontology annotation, cellular component: membrane. Gene Ontology annotation, biological process: amino acid transmembrane transport.
AUGGCAGACUCGUCCAACGCGCCGCUGCUUCAAUCGCGCAGCUCAUAUGGUUCAACUGAUAAGACCUCUACGCACCAUGAUAGUGAAGCUGCGGGGGAGAUACACCCGAGUCGAGAUGUAGAAGACGAUGUACUCCCCGAAACGUCGAUCAUUGGGAGGAAUUUAUCGUGGCAGAGCGCUUAUAUCCUCGUUAUAUCGCGCGUCGUCGGCAGCGGUAUCUUUGCGACGCCCGGAACAAUCGUGCAAUCCGUCGGAAGCGCAGGACUAUCGCUAUUGCUAUGGAUAAUCGGCGCUUUCAUCGCAGCUUGCGGUCUUGCAGUGUCGCUCGAGUUUGGAUGUAUGCUUCCUCGGUCGGGAGGCGAUAAAGUAUACCUUGAGUUUGCGUAUCGACGACCGCGAUUACUUGCGUCUACGCUGUUUGCGAUGUAUGCUGUGCUUCUGGGAUUCACGGCGAGUAACUGCAUCAUCUUUAGUAAAUAUGCGUUAUUUGCGCUGGGAGUCGAAGCGACGGAUGUGUUGAGCAAGAGUCUUGCUGUAGGACUUCUCACAUUCGUCUGCAUCACACACAGCGUGUUUCCCAAAGCAGGCGUCAAGAUUCAGGAUGUUCUGGGCUGGAUAAAAAUCGGCAUCAUCGUCUUUAUGAUCCUCUCGGGCUUCUACGUCGUCAUCUUCCGUCCCGACACGAGCACGGCACCACUCACGCACCAGCUCGCAUGGGAACAUCUUUGGGAAGAGACGAGCUGGAACUGGGGCGUUAUCGCAACGAGUCUCUUCAAGGUCUUUUAUUCAUUCGCGGGGUUGGAUAAUGCUGCGAAUGUAAUGAAUGAGGUCAAGCAGCCUGUGAGGACGUUGAGGUCUGUUGCGUUGACGGCACUGGGGACGGCGUGUGGAUUGUACAUGCUUGUCAACAUUGCGUACUUUUUGGUGGUCCCGAUUGAGGAGAUUCGAGGGAGUGGUGAACUCAUUGCCGCGUUGUUCUUUGAGAGGUUGUUUGGGGAGAAGUUUGGAAGAGUUGUUCUCCCGACAGCUGUGGCAUUAUCGUCAGUCGGGAAUGUCAUGGUCGUCGCUUUCGCACUGGCACGAAUGAAGCAAGAGAUCGCAAGACAAGGCUUCCUCCCAUACUCAUCUCUCCUCUCCUCCUCCCGACCAUUCAACUCUCCAAUGGGCGGCUUUGUAAUCCACUACAUCCCGUCCUUUCUCGUCAUGAUCCUCCCUCCCUCUGAUUCAAUCUACUCUCUCAUCCUCGACAUCGACGGAUACGCCGCGCAACUCAUCGGGCUAGCCGUAGCAAUCGGCCUUGUAAAGCUCCGCUUCCAACGUCCAGACCUCCAGCGACCCUUUAAAGCGUGGAUGCCCGCGGGAGAUCGGAAGAAACGGUUGAUGUGCAUUGCAGAGGGAGAUGUUGUCGAUCACUCAGGUCCGGGACAUCCUAGAUAG